This is a messenger RNA of Seriola dumerili (greater amberjack), 1912 nucleotides long. RefSeq names its product RNA-binding protein FUS-like (gene taf15). Gene Ontology annotation, biological process: regulation of DNA-templated transcription. Gene Ontology annotation, molecular function: transcription coregulator activity; RNA binding. Gene Ontology annotation, cellular component: nucleus. The transcript has 16 exons. The coding region runs from base 150 to 1481 and encodes 443 amino acids. NCBI's taxonomy places the organism in Eukaryota, Metazoa, Chordata, Actinopteri, Carangiformes, Carangidae. The record is from RefSeq and is a predicted model, not a curated record.
UGCAUAAGGGAAGUACCGCAGUGACUUCAGCUCUGUUCUCCGCUGCGUACAUGUCGGCCAGGGUUUUUAUCAGCUAUUCAGAACUAACGGGAUUCAUCAAUUACUUUUAAACUAUAUAUAUAUAUAUUGUUUCCAUAUAACGGCACAGAAUGGCCACCGACUCGGGCUACGGUGGUUCACAAAGCUAUGGAUCAUAUGGCGGUCAGCAGGGUGGACAGGGUUAUGGACAAGGAAAUGGCAGUGGCUCUUAUGGGGCACAGACUUACACUGGCUAUGGACAGCAAGAUGCUUAUGGUCAGCCUCAGCAACAGAGCUAUGAUAAUUAUGGACAGGAUUCAUCUGGGUAUGCCGACAAGUCCUCAUCUUCUUUUGGACAACAAGGUUCUUAUGGACAGCAAGGUUCCUUUGGUGGCCAGGGGCAGGGAGGAGACAGCUUUGGACAGCAAAGCUCCUAUGGCGGCCAGGGACAGGGUGCUGCUGGAGCUGGUGCUGGUGCUGCUGGUGGUGGUGGUGGAUAUGGUAGCCAGGGGCAAGGAGCUGGCAGCUAUGGAAGAUGGAGUGAAGGUGAAGGUGGUGGUCAGGGUGGGAGGUUUGGACGUGACCAAGGAGACCGUUCAGAAGGAGGUGGCUAUAGAGGCCGAGGCCGUGGUGGCUAUGACCGUGGCAGUUAUGACCGCAGUAGUGGAUAUGACCGUGGUGGAUACGACCGCGGCGGAAGAGGUGGACCUCCUGGUAUGGGAGGUGGUGACCGUGGUGGCUACAAAAAUUACGGUGGCUCUCGAGACUACGGCUCAAGGGAUGAACCAGCUGGAGAGCAGGACAACUCUGACAACAACACCAUUUUUGUACAGGGGCUGGGAGAAGAUGCCACAGUCCAGGAAGUCGGCGACUUCUUCAAGCAAAUUGGUAUCAUCAAGGUAAACAAGAAGACCGGCCAGCCAAUGAUCAACAUUUACUCUGACAAGGCCACCGGGCGGCCUAAGGGAGAAGCUACAGUGUCAUUUGAUGACCCGCCCUCUGCCAAAGCAGCUAUUGACUGGUUUGAUGGCAAGGAAUUCAAUGGCAAACCCAUCAAAGUAUCAUUUGCUACCCGCAGAGCUGAGUUCACACAGAGAGGAGGCGGCGGCAGAGGGGCGCGAGGAGGUUUCAGAGGUCGUGGUGGUGGAGGGCCCAACUUUGACAUUAAGGGAGGAGACUGGCCAUGUCCCAACAGCUCCUGUGGCAACAUGAAUUUUGCACGGCGGCAAGAGUGUAACAAGUGUGGUGCACCCAAACCAGGAGAUGCAGGAUUUGGAGGUGGAGAGCGUGGAGGCAGAGGAGGCUAUGGUGGUGACAGAGGCGGUGGCUUCAGAGGUCGUGGGGGUUUCCGCGGGGGAGACCGUGGCAGCUACGGAGGAGGUGGUGGAGGAGGAUUUGGAGGUGGCUACAAGAUGGGAGGAAGAGGUGACCGCAGAGACGACAGAAGAGACCGGCCAUACUAAGCGUUGAACAGAUGGAAGCCAUUCCAGCCCUUGAGUUUGCCGUGGAGGGAGGGUUUAGUUUGGGAAAACUGCGAAAAAGGAUCGGGAAAGGGGAUAGAUCAGAUAUUCUGAUUUGUGUACCUUUUUGUAGCCAGUGCAUCCCAACUAUUACUGUUCAUCUGUGAGUGAGGGAAGCAUGUGUUGAGCUAAUGUGAAGGGACUUCGGGCUGAUUGGAACUGUUGGCAUGUGGUCAAAUGUUUUUUUUUUUUUUUUUUUUUUUUUUUUUUUUUUUUUUUUUUUUCUAUUUCUUUGUACAUCCUUUUUAAUUUUCUCCCAGAUUCUAGUUGCGGAUGUUUUGUGAGGUAGACUUCAUACCAUUGUUUUGUAUGAACGAAUAAAAUGUUUUACUUGGGUUUUUUUUCCAAAAUGAUAUUAAAAACUGUGAUCUUUU